UUUCGCGUAAAAAAUACAAAAAGAGGUGAUUCAUUGUUAACAGACGAAAUGGAGUUGGAUAAUAUACAAAAUGAAGAAGGAAUAAUUAUAAUAGAUUCGUCAGAUGAUGAAGACAAUUUAUUGACCAAUUUUGAAGCAAAUAAUAAUUUUAAAAAUUUGGAGGAAGGCAAAAAUGAAAUUGGGGGGAGGCAGGGAAGUGCUGGUGGGGGUGGAUUUGUUGGAAAUUUGAAGACAAAAAUGAACUCUAGACUGAAAAAGUUGAAGCCUUCAAGUUGUUGUUUGCCAUUUUGGAGGACAGAAAGUAAUUUUGGGUUUAAACAUUUCCGGUAAAUUAAAAAAAAUUUUUUUUCUAAUUUCUAUCCCGUUUGAGACUGAGAAUCUCCUACUUUAACAUAUUGACUUGAUAAUCUCUCAUAUAUCCCCCCUCUAAUAUAUCCCACCUCUAUAUCCCAUCUAUAUUGUAAUCUUUCUUAUGACUCUGUUAUGCCAAGCAGUAGCCAGAAUUGUCCGCAACUUCAAAUUGCGGAUUAAUUUUAGACUUGCGGAUUUU
Messenger RNA from Meloidogyne enterolobii, 550 nucleotides. Lineage: Eukaryota; Metazoa; Nematoda; Chromadorea; Rhabditida; Meloidogynidae. The record is from the annotation of a GenBank genome assembly.